AUGCAUCUUUCUUCUAUGGUCAUCAUGGGUCUGGCCCCCUUGGCUCAUAGCUUCCCUCACUUUGCCAACUCUGGAUUGGGACACCCAAUCCGGUCGCCGGUUAUCAAGUCAGGAAAUGGAACCGGACGUCUGACGCCGAAUCACUUCUUCUGGAAAGCUCCGGGACCCGGUGAUCAACGGUCCCCGUGCCCGACGAUGAAUACCCUCGCAAACCAUGGCUUCGUUCCACACGACGGUCGAAACAUUACACUCGAAAAGCUCACAAAAGGGGUGAAGGAUGCAUUGAACGUGGCUGAAGCCCGCGCUCUCAACAUCUUUGAGACCGCUCUUGCAGUCAACCCUCUUCCCAAUGCCACGUUCUUCGACCUCGAGAUGCUCCAUGCCCACAAUGUCAUCGAACAUGACGGCAGUCUCUCCCGCCGCGAUGCCGUCUUCGACCCCACAAACUCCUUUGACAAGGGGACCUUUGACAACUUUGUCAGCUACUUUGGAGACGAGCAAGCCAUCAACACGUCCAUCAUAGCCAACGCUCGUGCCAGACAUGCCCUCGACAUGAGCGAGAUCAAUCCAAGCUUCUCCAUAAUCCAAGAACAGAUUCCGGUCAUCGUCGGCGAGAACGCCUUCAUGCUGGCCAUCUUUGGUCAUCCGGAAAACCCGGUAGCGAAUAGGUCAUUCAUGGAGUACUUCUUUAGGAACGAGCGUUUGCCAGUUGAGCUUGGCUGGACUCCGAGCGACACUCCCAUUGACACCACGCUGGGCCAGUUCGUGCAGGAUAUUAUUGCUCAGAGUCCUCCCGAUGUGCCCCUCACAUUUACCCCGCAGUCACCUGUUUGA
Messenger RNA from Colletotrichum gloeosporioides, 834 nucleotides. Its product is annotated as putative sterigmatocystin biosynthesis peroxidase stcC. The transcript has 4 exons. The record is from RefSeq and is a predicted model, not a curated record. The coding region runs from base 1 to 834 and encodes 277 amino acids. Lineage: Eukaryota; Fungi; Ascomycota; Sordariomycetes; Glomerellales; Glomerellaceae. Gene Ontology annotation, molecular function: peroxidase activity.